This is a messenger RNA of Solanum pennellii, 1290 nucleotides long. Its product is annotated as probable aldo-keto reductase 2. Lineage: Eukaryota; Viridiplantae; Streptophyta; Magnoliopsida; Solanales; Solanaceae. Gene Ontology annotation, cellular component: cytoplasm. Bases 31 to 1065 code for a protein of 344 amino acids. The transcript has 5 exons. The record is from RefSeq and is a predicted model, not a curated record.
GCUGUAAGAGAGCUCAGACCGCCGGAGAAAAUGGAUGUAACGACGGCGUUCGACCCGAGGGUAAAGCUAGGUUCACAAGGUCUAGAAGUUUCCAGGAUCGGGCUGGGCUGUAUGAGUAUGUCCGGUAACUACGGCCCUCCCAAGCCCGAGGCCGAAAUGAUCAAGCUACUUCAUCACGCUAUUGAUACUGGAGUCACCUUACUCGAUACUUCUGAUGUCUAUGGCCCUCUUACUAAUGAAAUACUCAUCGGCAAGGCUAUUAAAGGGAUAAGAGAGAGAGUACAAAUAGCUACCAAGUUUGGUAUACGUUUUGAAGAUGGAAACAGGGGCAUUUGUGGUGAACCUGCGUAUGUAAGGGCUUGUUGUGAGGCCAGCUUGAAGAGACUUGAUAUCGACUGCAUUGAUCUCUAUUAUGUUCAUCGCAUCGAUACUCAGUUGCCAAUUGAAGUCACGAUGGGAGAACUAAAAAAACUCGUUGAAGAGGGCAAAAUAAAAUAUAUAGGUCUAUCAGAGGCUUGUGCAUCAACAAUCAGAAGGGCCCAUGCUGUUCAUCCAAUAACAGCUGUUCAGAUGGAAUGGUCUUUGUGGACUAGAGAUCUGGAGGAAGAAGUAGUUCCUACUUGCAGAGAACUUGGCAUAGGGAUUGUCCCCUAUAGUCCUCUUGGACGAGGAUUCUUCUCAGCAGGGGCAAAACUGAUCGAAAGCUUGCCUGAUGAUGACUUUCGCAAGAAUUUCCCUAGGUUCAAGCCAGAGAAUUUUGAGCAUAACAAGCAAGUAUUUGUGAAUAUCAAUCUAAUGGCUGCAAGGAAAGGAUGCACUCCUUCACAAUUAGCAUUGGCAUGGAUUCUUCACCAAGGAGAUGAUGUAUGCCCUAUACCAGGCACUACGAAGAUUGAAAACUUCAACGAAAACGUAGGAUCCUUAUCCGUAAAAUUGACAGAGGAAGACAUGAAAGAACUUGAAUCGUAUACCUCUGGCGAUGUUGUCAAAGGUGAGAGACAUUUAUACAUGUCGUCAACUUGGAUAAAUUCAGAGACACCGCCAUUGUCCUCCCUAGAAAGCUGAAUAGGGGUUUGACAAGUGAUAUCUAUUUAGCUUCUUAUGAUGCUCAAACUCUUUGAAGUUAUUGUUGCACCCAUGUGGGAUCCUCCAAAACUUCACUAAUGGAAAACCCAAUAAACUUGGCGACAUUUUUGAAGGGUCCGAACAAUAUAGAUAGCUUUUGUACAUGUACUCGAUACUUAUUUAUGAAGAGAGACGUAUGUUAUGGAUUGCUCCUAAAUUAUUUAA